Messenger RNA from Cladocopium goreaui, 1673 nucleotides. The record is from the annotation of a GenBank genome assembly. Lineage: Eukaryota; Dinophyceae; Suessiales; Symbiodiniaceae.
CUCCUCUGGCUCGGGCUAGCUGAGAUGCUGAGAGCAAUAGCUUGAGGAGAUGAAGCGCGCAAACGAGAGUCAUGGUCCACCACCGAAGCGUGGCCGUGGCCCGGGGCUUGCAGGGAAGUGUGUCUUCAAGGUCUUAUGCCCUGACGAACUGGUGGCCCGCAUCUUGGGAUCCAAGGGAUCCAACGGCCAGGCAGUCGCGCAAAUACAAGACUCCUCAGGUUGCCAUUGCAACUUCUCCCGCCGCCAUGAGUUCUACCCAAAUUCCAAUUUGAGAACCCUGGUGGUCUCAGGCGCGACCCCUGGAGACAUCAUGACUUGCUUGGAUUUGAUACUGGACCAGGUGGUGCUAUGCUCGGAAGAAGAGCGCCAGGCGCUUGAAAGCCAGGGCAAGAUUGGUUUAGAGGAUGGCGACUUCAUCGACACUGCUGGGGACAUCCGGCUGUGCCUCGCCGUGACCGAGCCGGCGGCGAAAGGCGGCAGAGAUGGUCCAGAGAGUGUUACACGGAUGCAGGAGGAGACAGGAGUCCGUCUCUAUGUUCAGGAGACCGUGGAGAAUCGCCACCAGCUCGUCGUCAUGGCGGGAAGCCGUGAUCAACUUCUGCUCGGCUUGGAGUUCUGGAAUGCGGCAGUCCAGGCCGGAGUCGAGGAGGACUGGUUCGCACCUUGGGCGGAGAUAUCUGCAUUUGGCAACACAGGUCAUGGUGGCGGAUAUUCAAAAGAGGUGCAGGCUCCUAUUCGGGCCCGUGGGUCAGUCAAUCCUUCCGCUGCAGCGCUGAAGAACGUCAUUUUCGUUGGUGGAUUGUCUCAGAACACCGACAAUGCUGGCCUCACCAAGUACUUCUCGGGGUUUGGCGAUGUGGUGGAAACUGACGUGAAGAGGGACCCCCAAACGGGUCGCUCCAAGGGUUUCGGCUUUGUCACCUUCGCCUCAGAGGAGCCAGCUGAAGCCUGCCUAGCUGAGCCAAAGGGCCACAGCAUCGAUGGCAAGACGGUGGAACUGAAGCGCUACGGCUACAGCUAUCCUCCAGGGCGAACUGCCGAAGCGCCAGCGAGCCGGCGGCCCCUGCCUACGCAGCGUGACAGUCGAGCUCCUCCGGGCGAGUACCAUGACUCACACGGCGGUGGUAUCUAUGCUAAGAACUAUGCAAGGCCCUCUGGGCCCGGCCUGAGCCAGCCUGGCUUGUCGAGCUUGUCGAGACCGGUUGGUGGCUCCGUGGCACGUGACUACGAUCGUGGCUACGAGCAUCGUGGCUACGAGCGCGAAAUGCAGACUGUUCCCCACAGCAAAGUGGCAGAGGAUGUUAGAUGGUUUGGUACUUUGGCUGACACGGUCCCUGCUCAGUACCUGGACCAGGACUACUGCAUCACGUGCAGCCUUCCCCAUGCCCAAUGUGGUGCCUUGAUUGGACGAGGAGGGGAGAACAUCAACGAGGUUGAACGAAAAACAGGGACAAACGUUCAACUGAGCAAGAAAGAGCAGGACUCAGAUCAUCGCACCUUGACGAUCAUUGGUCCCUUGAUCUCGGUCUAUGCCGCUCACCUCUUGAUGAUGCGACAUUUCAAUGAUGCCUUGAAUGCUGGACCUCCGGCUCUAUCUGGUCCUCCAGAUGGAGGGAAAGGGUCUCGGGCACCUUACAGUGCAGGAUACCGACGAUAAGCCAACAAUAUCAAAA